This is a messenger RNA of Pteropus alecto (black flying fox), 3395 nucleotides long. RefSeq names its product OTU domain containing 6B (gene OTUD6B). Gene Ontology annotation, biological process: protein deubiquitination. NCBI's taxonomy places the organism in Eukaryota, Metazoa, Chordata, Mammalia, Chiroptera, Pteropodidae. Gene Ontology annotation, molecular function: cysteine-type deubiquitinase activity. The record is from RefSeq and is a predicted model, not a curated record. The coding region runs from base 149 to 1030 and encodes 293 amino acids. The transcript is spliced from 7 exons.
UUCUUUUCGCCUUUCACCUCCUUCCAACGUCUGGACUUAAAUCCGGUAUCGCUUUGAAGGCGGGGCUGGGGCCUGUUGAGGAUGGGAGGUACCUGCCAGCCGGAGGUGCAGGAUUGUACCAUCUAGACUGCUGGGCUCCGUGGUGAUCAUGGAGGAGCCCUCGGCGGAGGGGCUUGAUGAGGAGGAGCUGCUGGUGAGAAGGCAUCGCAAAGAGAAGAAGGAGUUGCAAGCCAAAAUUCAAAGUAUGAAGAAUGCCGUUCCCAAGAAUGACAAAAAGAGAAGGAAGCAACUCAUUGAUGAUGUUGCUAAGUUGGAAGCAGAAAUGGAACAGAAACAGAGAGAGGAACUGGAGCAGUUGAAACUGACUUCUAAGGAGAGUAAAAUAGAUUCUGUUGCUGUUAACAUUUCAAACUUGGUUCUUGAGAAUCAGCUGCCUCGGAUAUCAAAAGCACAAAAGAGACGGGACAAAAAAGCUGCAUUAGAAAAGGAGCGGAAAGAAAGGAUAGCUGAAGCUGAAAUUGAGAACUUAUCUGGAGCUAGACACAUAGAAAGUGAAAAACUUGCUCAAAUAUUGGCAGCUAGACAGUUGGAAAUCAAACAGAUUCCAUCUGAUGGUCACUGUAUGUAUAGAGCCAUUGAAGAUCAACUGCAAGAACAGGACUGCCCUCUGACUGUGGCUGCCUUAAGAAGUCAAGCUGCUGACUAUAUGCAAAACCACGUAGAAGACUUUCUGCCAUUUUUAACAAACCCUAAUACAGGAGAUCUAUAUACUCCAGAAGAGUUUGGAAAGUACUGUGAUGAUAUUAUAAACACAGCUGCAUGGGGAGGUCAACUUGAGCUAAGAGCCCUGUCUCAUAUUUUACAAACACCAAUAGAGAUAAUACAGGCAGAUUCUCCUCCUAUUGUAGUUGGUGAAGAAUAUCACAAAAAACCAUUAAUACUUGUAUAUAUGAGACAUGCAUAUGGCUUAGGAGAACAUUACAAUUCUGUUACAUGGUUGGUGAACAGAGCUACUGAAAAUUGCAGCUAGUUUACAAAAAGUUGCACAAUUAUGUUUUAGUACCAGUAUAUGAGUAUUCAAACCAAGUGCUGGAUUGUUCUAAAUGUUACUGGAAAAACACAACUACCUGAAAUUUGUUUUAUGGCAAAGCUACUAACAGGUUUUUAGAAAAUGUCUCAGAGAUAAACUUUAACCAGUGUCCCCUAAGUGGUAUUUUAAAAACACAUGUAAAUCCAUUGUGGAGAUCAUUUAUAGACCAAGAUGCAACCCUAUUUGCUGAUAUUUUUAUUAAUAUAGGAUCCUGAACGUUCUGUUGAAAUAAAAUCUUAAAUGUUUUACUAAAAGCUUACAGUAACCACUUCAGUGUAAUUUUUCUUGAAGAAAUGAGACUCAGUCUCUUUGUCAUUGCAAUACUGUGGUGAUCGUGAUAGCGACUUUAACGCUUAUAAAUGAACUUGAUUGCGGUAACCUUGGUAUCAAUGGGAUUAAUACUGUGAACCUUUUUAUAAGCCCAUCAAAGUAUAGCUGAGAAGCUUGCUUUAAUGAUUAAGAAUUGUAAAAUAUUUUUUCCUAUGGGAAUCAGUUAUAUUUUAAGAAAUGAGACAAAUUUGAAGGUAAAUAGGUAUUCCCUAUCAGAUUUAAACCUCUAAAGCAGUGGUCCCCGACUUUUUUGGCACCAGGGACCAGUGCUCCUAUGAGAAUCUAAUGCCUGAUGAUCUGAGGUAGAGCUGAGGUGGUGACGCUAGUCCUGGGGAGUGGCUUCAAAUACAGACGAAGCUUCACUCCCUGCUUACUUCCUGCUGUGCAGCUCUGUAUAAGUCCGUGGCUGGGGGGUUGGGGACCCCUACUCUAAAGAAUUACAGCUUAGCCUUUUAUUUGUGUGUAACUUAAAAAAAACCCAACAGAUUCUUGUCUAAUUCACUUGUUACUACUUGCUGUUUCUUAAACUUCAGAAUGGAAUUAGUGCCAUCAUUUCUUGAUUAUCUUCAUAACUACAGUUUUUUGGUUUGUUGUGUUUUCUUUAUCACCACUCAGCUGCUUUGCUUUCCUUGCAGCAUUUUCCACUAAGAAAUAGUUUGUGGCCUCACUUAACCUUUAACUUGUACAAUUUGAAAGAGUAGCAAUGUAAAAAGGCCCAAGGCUAAAAUUUCUUCAAAUUUUCUUUUCCAAUUUGUUUUACAAGAUCUUUCUCUGUUUUAUUUUCUAGGAUUAAAAGAAAGCCUUUGUUACUUGUUAUUUUGUUUGCCUUAUUAAUGUACCUUUCCUUAACUCAAGUAUUUUCAGUAUUUUUUUUUAUUACAUUAUGGAUAAAGUUGAAAGCCACUCUUUAGGAGUCAAGACUAUAUAGUAAAAUCAGUAUACAAUGCUUUUUGGUGUGAAUGAUUUAUCUAAAUCAGAUUUCAGGUUACAUAUAACGUAUUCCAUCUAAGAAGAUAGUACUUAUAUAUACAAAUGUGUCUGAUAAUUUAUAUAUAAGGAAGUAUUAUGAAAAUGAGACUUUCUUGGUUGGAUCUAUUUUUCCUCAAUUAGAAAUAACUAGUAACAUUGAGCAUGAAGUUUAUGACAUUUUAAUUUGAGCUUCAUUAAUCCAGCUAAUUUUUACAAUUAAAUGUGGAGUUUAUAGUAUUUAAAAUGAGGUGUCAGUCUCACCUGCCUAGCAGUUGACUAUGUAGGAAGCUGGUCAACUAGAGCAAGUGAGUACUGCAUUUCAAGAGUUUAAAAACAAUUCUGCCUGCCAAACAAAAUAUAUUCUGAAGGUUGCUUGUUUUGUAAUCCAUGAUCUGAAUUUCUGGGGGUCUGAAAUGUAUAAAAUAAUGAAAUUUUAAAACACUAAGUAUCUUGGCUUUAUUUUGAAGUAAUUUAUUACUUUAAAAGAUAAACAUUAGGAAGUAAUAAAAUAAGAUCAUGAAUCCUCGUUAUUACAAAUUCCAUCUAUAUUUAAAGUAUUCUAAAAUAACCUGCUGGUAGCUAUUGUUUUCCCUAACGAGUGUUUUCUUGAUUAUAGGUUUAUUUUUUAUUUUUAUUUUUAAAUGCCCAAUAUGGUUAUGAACAAGACAUGUAUGGUUAACUUCCAUUCUUUCAUAAAACUUCAGAUAAAAAUCAUUUUAGCUGUAACCUAAAAUUUAAGUCUUUAAAAAAUGGCAGAUGUUAAUUUAAAAGCACGUACACUAAUUUAGUUUGCUGUAUGAUGACAGUUUAAUAGAAGUUUUCUAAUCUUUAUUUGGUCCUAACUCAAAAAGUGUUAGAGUUCUGGAAUAUGUGUUAAGCCAAGAAUUUUAUCCCCUUAAAUAUGUUUACAACUUGUAUAAAGCAAAAAAGAGUGUUAUAACUAUAGUGAGCAAUAUAGUUUUGUUCAUAUCUGUUUGCCAAAAGAAUAAAAGAUGAAUUAAGUAAA